Didymodactylos carnosus is the source of this 588-nucleotide messenger RNA. The record is from the annotation of a GenBank genome assembly. NCBI's taxonomy places the organism in Eukaryota, Metazoa, Rotifera, Eurotatoria, Philodinida, Philodinidae.
AUGUCUGAGAUGCCUAAAGUGAAUGGGGAAAUGCAGUCUCGACCACCGACAACAGUCAGCGUCGCUGAUACUCCUAAUCCGGACAGCACAUGGUCAUUAUCAAAUAUACAAAAAUUAAAUGUUCAAGAAUUGUAUGCAAAACAACGGCAAUCAAUGAAGCCAUGGCUUGAAUUUUUUAAUGCAAAUCAAUUUAAACCACCAUCGAAUGUUCGAGCUGGUGCUCGUCGUGUUCUAGCGAACAUUGAAUAUUUUCAAACGAAUUAUUUUGUUGUCUUUAUCAUAUUAUCAAUUUAUUGUGUAAUAACAACACCGACUCUCUUAUUUGUCUUAUUAGCAAUGGCCGCCGGUUUUUACCUUGUCGAUUUAAAAAAUCGAGAACGACAACUGUCUGUUCUUGGACGUCAAAUCCCUGUGGCACAGCAAUAUUUAGCUGUCGCCUGUUUAUGUAUUCCACUAUUGAUUAUGGUGGGUGCUGGUAGCGCGAUAUUCUGGAUUUUAGGUGCAUCGGUAUUUGUAAUCAUUCUCCACGCAUUAUUCCAUCAAAUUCAUAAUGAUGAAGCGUUUGGUGUACAAAUGGAAGAAGUUUAA